AUGACCCAGUUUUUCGUUACUUUCAGGAAAGGUAGCUGUUACCAAAAUGGAGCUUCGUCCCCGAGUGGUUUCAAAAACUAUUUUCACGACGGAAAGAAUCCGUAUAUAUUACGUUUGGCCAGCGCGGAUGUGAGCGGUACGAUCAUUGUGUGGGAUGUUGUAGGCUCCAGUAUUGUUUCUGAGUUUAGUGAAUCCGGUUGCAGUGUUUUGGAAAUGCAAUGGAUUCCUAAUCAGACAAUUUCACGAGACUUGCUUCUGGCAUUGCAUUCUCGCGAUCGAUUUAUUUUAUGGAACACUCAGACACAAACGCAACUGUGGCGAACUUCACUUGCUGAAGGUGUUAUUUCCUGCGAAUUCCUCGUGGUGUGUAUUACCUUUGAUCCUCAUUUUAUAUUCGAAACGCACAUUUACUCGUAUCCCCUUAAUAGCAUUUCGCACAUCCAAAAACACCUUUCCUUUGGUAGAAGUCAAAACGAUCAGGAUACUAUAUGCGGAUAG
This is a messenger RNA of Echinostoma caproni, 498 nucleotides long. The record is from the annotation of a GenBank genome assembly. Lineage: Eukaryota; Metazoa; Platyhelminthes; Trematoda; Plagiorchiida; Echinostomatidae.